CCCGCCCCUGGUCUUAUGACCCGCGCUGAAAGCGCCGAGUCCUGGCUUUUGCAGCGUUGUGGUCGGUGGUCAGCGGCGUUCCUAUCAGGGUUCCGCGAGCCUUCUCCCUGCUGUCGCUGCUCUUGUCGCCGCCGCCUGCUCUGUGGCAUCAUGGUGUGCUUCCGCCUCGCCCCGGUUCCGGGCUCUGGGUUCGUUCUCCUCUGCCUCGUCCUGGGUGCUGUCUCAUCUUAUGCACUGGAACUUAAUUUGACAGAUUCAUCAAAAGCCACUUGCCUUUAUGCAAAAUGGCAGAUGAAUUUCACAAUACGCUAUGAGACCACAGACAAGCAUAAUAAAACUGUAACCAUUUCAGACUUUGGUGCUGCAACCUACAAUGGAAGCUUUUGUGGGGACGACCAGAAUGGUCCCAAAAUAGCAAUGCAGUUUGGGUCCGGUUUUUCCUGGAUUGUGAAUUUUACAAAAGAGGCAUCAUCUACAUCUACUUACUUAGUCGACUACAUCUCAUUUUCCUACAACACUAAUGAUAACACAACAUUUCCUGAUGCGAAGGAAAAAGGAGUUUUUACUGUUAAUUACCAUGUGGCACUCAAGAUUCCAUUGAAUGACAUCUUUAGAUGCAAUAGUUUGUCAACCUUAGAAAACAGUGAUGUUGUCCAGCACUAUUGGGAUGUUCAUGUACAAGCUUUUGUUCAGAAUGGCACAGUGAGCACAACAGAGUUUUUGUGUGAUAAAGAUAAAACUGUAACCACUGCCGUGCCCAUCAUUCCCACCACGGUGCCAUCUCCAACAAAACCAGUGGUCGGAUCCUAUUCAGUUGUAAAUAGCAAUGGUACCUGUCUUCUGGCUACCAUGGGGCUGCAGCUGAAUGUUACUCACGAUAAGGUUGCUUCAGUUUUUAAUAUCAAUCCCAAUACAACCAACGCUACUGGCAGCUGCCAACCUCAGACUGCUUUUCUCAGGCUGAGCAGCAGCAACAUCAAGUAUCUCGACUUUGUCUUUGCUGUGAAAAAUGAAAACCGAUUCUAUCUGAAGGAGGUGAAUGUCAGCAUGAUUUUGGUUAAUGGCUCUGUUUACAGCAUUUCAAAUACCAAUCUCAGCUACUGGGAUGCUCCCCUGGGAAGUUCUUACAUGUGCAACAAAGAGCAGACGGUUUCCGUGUCUGGAGCAUUUCAGAUAAAUACCUUUGAUCUAAGGGUUCAGCCUUUCAGUGUGACAGAAGGAAAGUAUUCUACCGCCCAAGAGUGUUCGCUGGAUGAUGACACCAUUCUAAUACCAAUUAUAGUUGGUGCUGGUCUUUCAGGCUUGAUUAUCGUUAUAGUGAUUGCUUACCUAAUUGGCAGAAGAAAAAGUUAUGCUGGAUAUCAGACUCUGUAACACUAAUCUACAUGAGGCUCUGUUACAGAAUAAUAAAAGCAAGUACAAGUUCCAACAUGCAAUACUGUUCAACUUAAGGUAUAUAUAGUUUACAGUGCUGAUCUUAAAACAGGUGGUAUCAGGGAUUUCAAACUCAAAGAGAUAAAAAGACCCCUAAAAUGAUAAACGAUAAAUGAAUCACACGAUUUUGGCUUUUCCAACUAAGGAAUUUAAAACAUUUUUAUAGUGCCUCCCCCGCAAAUGUGCAAAAUUGCAUGGAUUAUAGAUUCUGUUUUACAUUGUCUUGAAUUAGUAUUUCAUUGUUGUCACUUUAGACAUUCUGACUAGAAAUACACAGUUUAGGAAAAAGAGCUUAACCCCCUCCCCACCCUCGUAUGUAGUCAAAUUGAGACAACACAUUCUACAGUGGAUUUGUACUUGCUCCUUUUGCAUUUCUUAGUGAUUUUGUUUGCAGGUUAACUCAGCUGCUUUGGCAUUGCUGCAUAUUUGACUAUGAGAGAUAUGCCAAUAGGUGUGAACAGGGUCUAAUAGUAUUAUGUUCUUAGCAAUGCAUGCUUUUCUAAUGCCUUUUGAGUACACUUGUACUUAAUAUGGCUGUAGCAACAAAAGAUACAAAAGCUUUUAAAAUUUUAGAAUAGGUGUUAAUCUUAUCAUUGAAUCCUUUCUUUAAAAAAAAAACUGGGUAAUUCAGCCUUUUAAAUGGUAAGAUACAAGACUGUUCCAACUGGGCAUUUCAAUCCAUUAUCUAGAUGCUUUAGAGGUAAUUGCCAGGCAGUGCCAAUUUGGGGUGUUAGUUCUUUGUACCCAUAAAUUGGCCCCUACACACAGUGCUAAUAUUAAUGUCACUAGAUUUAUGUAGAUUACUCUUUAGUCUUUGAGUCUCCACGUUGGUAGUAGUUUGUUUUAUUCUUUCCUUUUCCUUAAAGAAGAAAUGCCAGUAUGUCCUAGAACCUAGAUAAAGAACUUGGACCUAACCCAAAAGUCUUGGUCCCCUCUUUGUUGACGAAAAAGCUGUUCUUCCUUUCCAGCUUGCAUUGAUGGCUACAUUUACUAACGUGGCUUUCAUAUUUAACUAGUUCCGUGCUAAUCAAAGCUUAUGUUGUUAUUCAUUAUGGUAGCAUCAUCAAUUCACGUACUUUGUGUUAAGUUUUGUGCUCUGGGGAGAGGCACCAAUUGUCUAUUUCACCUGCACCACCUGAUGUUUAUAGGAGAAGGCAAAGCAUUUCAACUUGAUAACAGGUAUUUCUUGCUGCUUCUAAUAGGUCUUCUUUUGGCUUUGAGAUGGCUGAGAAAUUAAAAAAUUGUUAAUAUGCAGCAAUAUAUGGCAGGUUCUGUGUUUUGGGGAGGUGGAAGAUUAUGUACCCCUCAAUUCACUAGAAAAUGAGAUAGCUAGGUUCCAAAAUGUUAUGUGUUUUGACUUAUUUUGGUAGUCCAGCAAUUGACACACAGAGGCCAUAGCAUGUUAGCCAGCGUAUGUCUGUAACUACCUUUUGAGUUAUAUUGGCAUGAUAUUUUCUCCUACUUAAAUUUGCUCUCUGUUUAGAGUACCCUGAAAAUCUUACUGGCUCAGAAUUAGAUUCCUAAGUAGCCCCUCUCUAGAAAGCUACUUGGAGCUGCUUUGCCAGCUUAAGGCACUUUUUAAAGGCUAAAUAUAAAUCUGAUUUUUAAAAAAAAAAUUUAUUUAAAUAAUGUUUUAGUGUAAGAUUGUUAACCCUUAUAGGAAUGGACGACGCUUCCAAGAGUAUGAGCCUUACAUAUUUCUCAAGAGUCAAAGCAGCUUUUUUAAAAAAUAAAAAUUGGAAGCACAAGCGAGUGGCACUGGCUUAAUGCUGUUAAUGUUUCUAGAAGUUUCUACCUUUAGAUUAUAUACCUGAUUCAUAUUAAAAUACCUCUAAGUAGCACUGUUUUAUAGAGAACCUGACUUAAUUGACUAUUUUCUUACUUUACAUGGGCCAGUUUAUAUGCUAUUAUUCACUAUUAUUUCAUAUAGCCACGUGUUCUUUGUACUUUUUGUAAUUUUGUUUUACUGGGUUUACAUCUUGCGGGUCUAACAGUCUAUUUGGUUUCUGGGUGUUUCUCAUGGGUUAGCAUUUGUAUAAAGAAUCUGGUCCAUGUAAAUGCUUUUAUGUUUUUUCCUCAAAUGUUUAAACCACUAGUUGAUGUAUGGUAUUUCUCUUCGGUUAUUUGACUGUCCAUUUGCUCAACAUAUUGCUUCUAAAACAAACAAUAAAGAUUCUUUUAUUUCUUAAGGAAA
This is a messenger RNA of Dama dama (fallow deer), 3628 nucleotides long. RefSeq names its product lysosomal associated membrane protein 2 (gene LAMP2). NCBI's taxonomy places the organism in Eukaryota, Metazoa, Chordata, Mammalia, Artiodactyla, Cervidae. The transcript is spliced from 9 exons. The record is from RefSeq and is a predicted model, not a curated record. The coding region runs from base 16 to 1374 and encodes 452 amino acids. Gene Ontology annotation, cellular component: membrane.